AUGGCGAUGAGUGGCGACGGUGCUGAAGAAAAACACAAUGGAGCUAGUGGAGUAGUGAAGGAGAAGAGUCAGAAGGCGAAAAAGAUACAAUUUGCCAAAGAGCAAGAGGAGAAUCCGGAAAAGUUGGGAAUAGCCAAGUCACUACCAGCAUUUAUGAACCCGAAUUUGAAGCCCCAAGAUCUUCUUAAGGGUGUAACAUUUGCAUCUGUAGGAACUGGUUAUGAUCCAUUAACAGCUAAGAUUAUGGAAUUACAUAAGCUUGGAGCUAAGAAAAUCAGAGUGUUUAGCGCAGUGCCAGUUGGAUGUGUACCACUUCAAAGAACAGUGUUUGGAGGAAUGUUUACAAGAGGAUGUGUUAAACCUUUAAACAACAUGGCAAAACAAUUCAACGCAAGGCUUUCACCAGCACUAGAAUCUUUAGAUAAAGAGUUGGACGGUGUCAUCCUCUACAUUGAUGUUUAUGAUACUCUUUACAACAUGAUCCAACAUCCUUCAAAAUACGGUUUUGAGGUAGCUGAUAGAGGAUGUUGCGGUAGAGGCUCUCUCGCAAUAUCCUACAUGUGUAACUCAUUGAAUCCAUUCACAUGUUCUAAUUCCUCGGCCUAUAUAUUUUGGGAUAGCUACCACCCAACGGAGAGAGCAUAUCAAGUUAUUGUUGAUAACUUGCUUGACAAAUAUUUAAGCAAAAUCUAUUGA
Molecule: messenger RNA, 696 nt
Organism: Brassica napus (rape)
Lineage: Eukaryota; Viridiplantae; Streptophyta; Magnoliopsida; Brassicales; Brassicaceae
Product: GDSL esterase/lipase At1g59030-like
Exons: 4
Coding region: 1-696 (231 amino acids)
Cellular component (GO): extracellular region
Molecular function (GO): hydrolase activity, acting on ester bonds
Source: RefSeq, a predicted model, not a curated record